AUGACGGUGCUCUCUACCCCCCGAGCCUCGCGGGUGACCACGCUGAAGCGUACUGCCGUGGUCCUGGCCCUCGUGGCCUAUGGAGCCCACAAACUCUAUCCUCUGGUGCGCCAGUGCCUGACUCCGGCCAGGAGCCCUCAAGCACCGGCGGUGGCUGGGGAGCCUGCACAGGACGUCUCCGGUGCCCCCGUGGCCACAGUGGCCAAGGCCGGCGUCAACCGGGUGUUCUUGCAGCGGCUCCUGUGGCUCCUGCGGCUGCUCUUCCCCAGGAUCCUGUGCCGGGAGACAGGGCUGCUGGCGCUGCACUCAGCUGCCCUGGUGAGCCGGACGUUCCUGUCAGUGUAUGUGGCCCGCCUGGAUGGCCGGCUGGCCCGCUGCAUCGUGCGCAGGGACCCACAGGCCUUCAGCUGGCAGCUCGUGCAGUGGCUGCUCAUCGCGCUGCCUGCCACCUUCAUCAACAGUGCCAUCCGCUACCUGGAGGGCCAGCUGGCCCUGGGGUUCCGCAGCCGGCUGGUGGCCCACGCCUACAGCCUCUACUUCUCCCAGCAAACCUACUACCGGGUCAGCAACAUGGACGGGCGGCUUCGCAACCCAGACCAGUCCCUGACGGAGGACGUGGUGGCCUUCGCUGCCUCUGUGGCCCACCUGUAUUCCAACCUGACCAAGCCGCUCCUGGACGUGGCCGUGACCACCUACACCCUGGUUCGAGCGGCCCGCUCCCGUGGGGCCGGCACAGCCUGGCCCUCAGCCAUCGCUGGCCUCGUGGUCUUCCUCACGGCCAACGUGCUGCGAGCCUUCUCGCCCAAGUUCGGGGAGCUGGUGGCUGAGGAGGCACGGCGCAAGGGAGAGCUGCGCUACAUGCACUCCCGAGUGGUGGCCAACUCAGAGGAGAUUGCCUUCUACGGGGGCCAUGAGGUGGAGCUGGCCCUUCUGCAGCACUCCUACCAGGACCUGGCUUCCCAGAUCAACCUCAUUCUGCUGGAACGCCUGUGGUAUGUCAUGCUGGAGCAGUUCCUCAUGAAGUACGUGUGGAGCGCCUCAGGCUUGCUUAUGGUGGCUGUCCCUAUCAUCACUGCUACCGGUUACUCAGAGUCAGACUCGGAGGCGGUGAAGAAGGCGGCCCAAGCGAUGAAGGAGGGGGAACUGGUGAGUGAGCGCACGGAAGCCUUCACCAUCGCCCGCAACCUCCUCACUGCUGCUGCGGAUGCCAUCGAGCGGGUCAUGUCAUCCUACAAGGAGGUCACAGAGCUGGCUGGCUACACAGCCAGGGUCUACGAGAUGUUCCAGGUAUUCGAAGAUGUCCGGCAGUGCCGUUUCAAGAGGCCCGGUGAGUCGGAGGAUGCGCAGGCAGGGUCCGGGGCCAUCGUAAAGUCUGGCGUCCGCGUGGAGGGGCCCCUGCAGAUCCGAGGCCAAGUGGUGGAUGUGGAACAGGGCAUCGUGUGUGAGAACAUCCCCAUUAUCACGCCCACCGGGGAGGUGGUGGUAGCCAGUCUCAACAUCAGGGUGGAAGAAGGCAUGCACCUGCUCAUCACUGGCCCCAAUGGCUGCGGCAAGAGCUCCCUGUUCCGGAUCCUGGGUGGGCUGUGGCCCACAUACGGCGGUGUGCUCUACAAGCCCCCGCCCCAGCGCAUGUUCUACAUCCCCCAGAGGCCCUACAUGUCCGUGGGCUCCUUGCGUGACCAGGUUAUCUACCCCGACUCGGUGGAAGACAUGCGCCGGAAGGGCUAUUCUGAGGAACAUCUGGAAGGCAUCCUGGACAUCGUGCACUUGAACCACAUCCUGCAGCGGGAAGGAGGUUGGGAGGCCGUGUGUGACUGGAAAGAUGUCCUGUCGGGGGGCGAGAAGCAGAGAGUUGGCAUGGCCCGCAUGUUCUACCACAGGCCCAAGUACGCCCUCCUGGAUGAGUGUACCAGCGCUGUGAGCAUCGAUGUGGAAGGGAAGAUCUUCCAGGCGGCCAAGGAUGCAGGCAUUGCACUGCUUUCCAUCACCCACCGACCCUCCCUGUGGAAGUACCACACCCACUUGCUUCAGUUCGAUGGGGAGGGCGGCUGGAAGUUUGAGAAGCUGGACUCAGCCACCCGCCUGAGCCUGACUGAGGAGAAGCAGCGGCUCGAGCAGCAGCUGGCGGGCAUCCCCAAGAUGCAGCGGCGCCACCAGGAGCUCUGCCAGAUCCUGGGCCAGGGUCCUGGGGCCACCCAGGGUGCUGCCACUUGA
This is a messenger RNA of Rangifer tarandus platyrhynchus (Svalbard reindeer), 2214 nucleotides long. Lineage: Eukaryota; Metazoa; Chordata; Mammalia; Artiodactyla; Cervidae. The record is from the annotation of a GenBank genome assembly.